GUGUGUGUGUGUGGUUGCCCACAGUGGUGUGCUGCAGUCCGCUGCCGUAGUUGAGUAAACUACAUGGACAUUAGCGGGCGCAGCGGCGCAACCACGGAGCCGGAGUGGAUUAAAACAGUGUGCGUGUUGUGGAGAGCCACUCGACUACCGACUGUGUAACCGAGCGAGAAGCCUCCGUGUGUGAUUCGCAAGUCCGUUACAAGCAGUUUGCGGCUGGGAAACAGCAAAAAGCAAGAGGCUCUUGGUAAACUCAGCGCUGCCGUGCAUUGUGUGUCAGCCUCGGCGGGAAUGGCUUCAUCUCCGUGCGGCAACAGUAACUUUGAUUCCGGGCUGGAAAUCAAAACUCGCUCGGUGGAGCAGACGCUUAUUCCUUUAGUUUCGCAGAUCACCACUCUGAUCAACCAUAAAGACAAGCCAAAGAAGUCCGAGCGCACCCUGGCAGCCAUACACAGGGUGGGUCAGGCGGUGAGCGUCGCAGUUGGACGUUUUGUUGCCGUCGGAGAGGCCAUCGCCACCGAGAACCAAGAGCUGAAGGAUGAGAUGGGUCAGGCGUGCUUCGAGGCUCGCAGGGCAGGUGAUGCCAUAGCCCAGCUGACAGAUGUGGGAUCAGCCGUGCCGUCCCAGUCAGACGGACGUGUCACAGUGUUCAGCGAUCGGACAGGGAUGGUGAAAGCCGCCCGCCUGCUCCUCUCUUCUGUCACCAAAGUCCUCGUCCUGGCUGAUCGCAUCGUCAUCAAACAGAUAAUUACAUCACGCAACAAGGUUCUGGUAACCCUCGACCAUCUGGAAAGAGUCAGCACCUUCCAGGAAUUUGUACAGAUUUUCAGCCAGUUUGGUAACGAGAUGGUGGAGUUUGCUCACCUCACAGGAGACAGACAGAACGACCUGAAGGAUGAAAAGAAGAAAGCCCGGAUGGCAGCAGCCAGAGCAGUUCUGGAGAAAUGCACCAUGAUGCUCCUCACUGCCUCCAAGACUUGCCUCAGGCACCCAGAUUGCGAGUCGGCGCGAAUCAACAAAGACGCUGUGUUCCACCGAAUGCGCUGUGCCCUGGAGCAGGUCAUCGAGAUAGUCACCGAGGCACGGAGCUGUGGGGAGAACAAGAUCCUCACUGCCAGCAUCUACAAUGGCAUCAAAGAUUUCAAGUCCAGUGUGGAGUGCCUGCGGGAGAACCUGUACUCUCUAUCACCGCAGAGUGUAGCCGGCCAGCUGGAGGCCCUGGUCGAGCGGACAGAGGACUUCACUGAUUCGGCCUACACCAGUCACGAGCAGCGUCAGGCCAUCCUCGGUCUGUGCCAGCUGGCGCGCCAGGACACUCAGCAGCUGGUGCACGCCUGGGCUGAGGCGCAGUCUGUUCAUGCCAAAGAGCCCACAGAGGACAUGGAGGUGUCCAUCCUGAAGACAUGCCAGAGCGUCAGUGACCUCAGACGUGAGCUCCAUAAGGUGGCGGUGGGCCGGGCCUCAGACUUGCUGAAAGUUCACGGGGAGCAGUUGCCUCUGCGGGCUCUUAAAGCUGCAGGUGCUGAAGGAAACCUGGAGGCAGUUGCCGAGUAUUCGCGCACGCUCACUGAGCAGAAGGAGCAGCUGGUGGAGACAUGUCGGCUGUUGUGCCAUGUGUCGGGGACGGAGCCACUAGAGAUUACCUGCAUACACGCUGAGGAAACCUUCCAUGUCAUUGGUCCACAGAUCAUCUCAGCAGCCCAGACGCUGGCGCUCCACCCGUCCAGUAAGAUCGCCAAGGAGAACCUGGAAGUGUUCUGCGAGGCUUGGGAGUCGCAGCUCUGCGACAUGGCUCUGCUGCUGCGAGAGAUCAACGACGUCUUUGAAGGCAGGCGAGGAGACAAAAGACCUUACUUAUCUCUUCCGAGACCUGGAAAACACUCAGCUAACCUGAAGACUGCCAAGGCUGUCAAGUUGGAUGCAGAGGAGCAGACGAGCAUGGCCAAGCUGGGUCUGGAGCUGCGUCUUCUGUCAUCAGAUGUGGACACGGAGGUCGAAAAAUGGGAGGAGCAGGAGCACGACAUCGUCCGGCAGAGCCAGAGUCUGGCCAGUAUGGCCUACAACAUGUACCUGUUCACCAGAGGGGAGGGGCUGCUGAAAACAACACUCGAUCUUUUCCAUCAAGCUGAGGUUCUUUCUGAAGAGGGGCUCCAGCUGUGCUCAUCUCUCCGCACUUUUUCCGCUCAGCUGGUUGAUGAGGAGAAGUCUGUGGUGAUGACAGAAAUGGAGAAACUGGUGGCUUUGUGCCAGCAGCUGCAGAUGGGAGCUAAGACUCCUGUACAGGGCAAGACUGCCACCUUCCAGAAGGUGGACUCAUCGAUUCAAACAAGCAGAAGCAUCCUGACCGUGGUCCUCUCCCUCCUCCCGUUCUGUAACAAGCUCAACAGAAAGUACAAGUCAGAGAGGACCAGCCUGAGCUCCCCACAGGACUGGAGAGAAAGGCCGGAUUCAUCCACGCCUGUCAAAGAGGAGGGAGCUCUCAACAACAAGAACAGCAACGGCUUCGGGGUGAAAUCCUUGGAGCAGCACAUGGCCGGUCUCAACCUCCUAGAGAGCAAAUAAUCCAGGAGGCAGCCUCUUCUUUUGUCCACUACUCUUGUUGGAGCAGCACAUAGCCAACCUCACCUCUCUGGAGAAUCCAGAAAAUACCCGCCUCAUCCUCAUGCACCCACUAAAGAGUGGGCUGGAGCUGUGGGGUGAAGAUGGUUGCCUUGGGUCAGCCGGAGUUUGUAUUUGCUGUCGGGAUGGUAAAUUAUUAAGUUUACAGGAGAAAAAGCAGAUCUAAGCUGACGGGGAAGCUUGUUACCUAAAGCACCAGUUCCACCCCAGUCCACAAGAUGGAGACAAUCAGCCUCCGCUAUGAUAGUGAGUCUCUAAAGAAGGUGAGGCCUGGCGCAUGCCUGAUUUUUGCCAUCACUUUUAUCACUUCUCUGCCCCCCGAAUUGAUAAACUGACCAGAAAUCAGGAGAGAACUCUGCUUGAUGCUCAGCUCAGCCAUACAUCUGUCUUCACUACGUGCCUCCGUGUAACAAGCCUAUUUGUUUCGUGGUGUACUGUAAACGUGUUGCACAAAGUUCAAUGAAAACAAAAAGAAAGCAAAGUGAAAACUGAAAAACCCACCAUGCAUGUACGCCAUCAUCACCAAACCUUCGUGUUUGAGUCUGCUAUGACCAUAGGCUUGUAAUGUUAACACGUUUUAUGUAAUGUUAGCCAUAGUGGUACGUAGCAUCCUUGAUCACUGGCUUUGUAAUCAGCAUCUCACUUGGAUAGAUAUGUAUUUUAAAGUUGACUUCGCCAUAUAAUUAAUGUCCAAUUGCCAUAGAAUUUACUAUGGAACAUUCCCCAUGUGCCAUAUUAGUAGGGAAAUGAAAAAAAAUCACAAUUCAAAUGCCAAAUGUUUCUUCCUCAUGAAGAAUGUGAUUUUCAUGAGGACAUCUUGUUGCUAAUGUUCUAAAAUACGAAACUUGUAGAACUCCAAUGUUGGUCCCUGGGGACAUUUUUAUUUAAGCCUGGCUACUCAAAAAACUAAAAAAUUGAUAAAGCCACGAAGAUGCUUUUAAGAAGUCAGCACCUUUGCUUAUAGCGUCCUGAGUAUUAUCAAAUCCUAUUCUAUGUACAUGGCAUACUCUUGACAUUUUUUUCCUCACAAAGAAAUGAAAGAUAAUUCUGAACUGGCACCUGUGUCAAAUGGAACCUUGAAGUGUACUUGUUAUGAAGACUAUCAUUGUGAAGCUGCCUAGUUGGCCAAUAUGUAUUAAAGGGUAUAUAUAAUAUGGUACUUGAAGCAUAUAUAUAUAUAAAUGUACAUGUAUAUCCCAAGGUGAUGACUUUGGUACGAGGUGAGGGUGUGAUAAUGUCUGAAAUGUAUAACAUACAUUAAGCUUUAGAGAAUCUUUGUACAGUUUGAGAGCAGCUAAUGAUGCUGGUAUAGUAGUGGCACUACAGAAGUGAAGAAAUCAGAUCUAGUUUUGGACCACCGAUUCUUUUGACUGUUGAAAGGUUUAAAAAAAAGUGACAAAAAAUAAACAAUAUUUUUCUUAA
Messenger RNA from Acanthochromis polyacanthus (spiny chromis), 4038 nucleotides. It is a transcript of the gene ctnnal1, whose product is annotated as catenin (cadherin-associated protein), alpha-like 1. The record is from RefSeq and is a predicted model, not a curated record. Bases 289 to 2559 code for a protein of 756 amino acids. Gene Ontology annotation, molecular function: actin filament binding; cadherin binding. Gene Ontology annotation, biological process: Rho protein signal transduction; cell adhesion. Lineage: Eukaryota; Metazoa; Chordata; Actinopteri; Pomacentridae. The transcript is spliced from 19 exons.